AUGCGGAAUUUAUUGAUUUUUCUAAUAAUUUUUGGAAGCGGGGAUAAUUUGUUGAUCAAUUUGAGGUUAGAUUUUUUUCUAGUCGAGAAAUACUCUAAAAAUAAACUUUAAAAAAGUUGGGCGGCGAUGGGGAUCGAACUUUGGUUUUGCAAACGCUAGGCAGUCGUGCUAACCACUUGGCCAUGCCUCCUUUUUUUCACGUCACAAAAUUUUCUAUUAUUUUCAGCACUGGAAAAAUCGAGGGUGUUCGAAAAACGGUGAAUUAUUCCCCGCUGGGCUCGCAAAAUGCUGUGCAAUUUUUGGGAAUUCCUUUCGCCAAACCGCCGAUUGGAAAAUUGAGAUUUCGAAAACCGGAAAAACCUGGAAAUUGGACGGGAAUUCGAAAAGCUGAUGAAUUUGGAGCGGUUUGUAUGAGCGAUCCGAUGUGAGUGUUUUUUUUUUGAUUUACUAGUUCAAGUUUUAGUUUGAAAAAAAUAUUCGCGAUUUUUUUUUCAUGGAAAAUUACGUUUCAAAAAUUUUUUAUGUUGAAAAUGUUGAUUCGAGACUUGUUGUCAAUAGUGAACAAUAAAAAAAAAAUUUCACUGUUUCAAAAAUUUUAUGAGGUUUUUGGGAGUUUUGAAAUAUUUGAUGUAUUCUCGAUAAAUUUGAUGGAUUCUCGAUAAUUCUCACUGUUUCAAAAAUUGCAUAACCAUUUUUUCAUGUUAAAAAAUUUGAUACGAACGAGACUGAAUUUUCUAAAAAAAAUUUUUACGAAAAUGAAAAUUAAAAAAAAUUAAUUUUUUCACUGUUUCAAAAAUCUUAGGUUUUUGUUGAUUUUAUGAAGUGUUGAAUUAGCUUUCCUUUUCUUUUUAGAAAUUUAUAUCCAAAAUUUUUUGAAAAAAAACUUACUGUUUCAAAAAUAAGUGAAAGCUUUCGAAACUUUCUAACACUUUGAUUUCAUUUGACCAAAACAUAACAACCAGACAAUUUUUUUUUUUGAAAAAAUUACUGUUUCAAAAAAAGAAUUUUCUAAAAAUUUGAUAGAUAAGAUGAACGCACACACACAAAAUUAAAUUGAAAACAUUGUUCCAAAAAAUCCCCCAAUUUUCCAGCGCAACCUACAAAACAACAACCCAAAAACCAGGCUCAAUGUCCGAAGAUUGUCUAUUUCUCAACGUUUUCACCAACGAUUUUUGCCUCAAAACCAAAAAUUGUUCUUUAAUGCUAGCAAUUCAUGGGGGAAGAUUUGAUCAUGAAACAUCUUCGUCUUUGAAUCCCGACAUUUUGAUCAAUAAUUUUGUGGGACAAGAGAGGAAUAUUGUGGUGGUUACGACGAAUUAUCGAUUGGGUAUUUUUGGAUUUGGACAUUUUGGGAAUGGAAAUGGGACGAGUGAGGAGGCAAGCAAUUUUGCAUUGUGGGGUUAG
Messenger RNA from Caenorhabditis angaria, 1404 nucleotides. The record is from the annotation of a GenBank genome assembly. NCBI's taxonomy places the organism in Eukaryota, Metazoa, Nematoda, Chromadorea, Rhabditida, Rhabditidae.